Messenger RNA from Varroa destructor (honeybee mite), 2698 nucleotides. RefSeq names its product Histone acetyltransferase Tip60 (gene Tip60). Gene Ontology annotation, molecular function: histone H4K16 acetyltransferase activity. NCBI's taxonomy places the organism in Eukaryota, Metazoa, Arthropoda, Arachnida, Mesostigmata, Varroidae. Gene Ontology annotation, cellular component: NuA4 histone acetyltransferase complex. The record is from RefSeq and is a predicted model, not a curated record. Gene Ontology annotation, biological process: regulation of DNA-templated transcription; double-strand break repair via homologous recombination.
UCGGAGCGCCGUCGAGAAAAAAUUGUGAAUUUUUAGUAAUUAUUUAAAAGUUCUUUCACGAUUCUAUGCUAAUAAGGAGACUUCCUAUGCUCCCUCCUAACUCCAGCCUAUUGUGAUAUUAUAACUGUGUACGUAGAUUAUUGAAAUUGAAAACAACUAGCUAAUUAAAAUGCCGACAAGCUCACCAGCGGCGACAGAUCUAACGGAAGGAUGUCGUGUGCCAGUAAAUAUGGUCGGCGCAGAGUGGCCUAUUGCAGAGGUGCUAUCGACCCGACGGGAUGAAUCAAACGGAGGCUCAACUUUAUAUUAUGUUCACUUUGUAGGGUAUAACAAACGGCUUGAUGAAUGGGUAACCACGGAUCGGAUAGAUUUCUCACGCAUCUCCUUACCGAAGGCGAAAAGUGCAAGUGGCGGGGGAGCCAGCAGUAAUAAUAACGCUAGUAAAUCGCAUCAUCACCACCACCAUGAUUCUUCGGGUUCCUUGUUAUCAUCCGGAGGUAAUACAUUGGGCACUGCGGCCAUCUCUCGACCUUCAAGUCCCGACCUCUCAGCGCUCAGUGCGCCAGCAACUCCAGAAAGCUGGCCGGGAGGCACGCCAGGCAAUGCAGCGAGUACACCGACGACCAAGGAAAAUGGUCUUAUUGCGCAAAAAGGCAGUAACCGUAAAAGACCCAUUAAAAUGGACGAAGAUUCACAGGAUGGUCCUGCUUCCAAACAACAAACGGCAGGCACAGCACCGGCUCGACCGUCCGGAUCCGGAUCGUUGGUAGCUCACAACGAUAGUGAUAUUAUCACAAGAAUGAAGAAUAUCGAUAUGAUCGAGCUCGGAAAAUAUCGAAUACGACCUUGGUAUUUCAGCCCUUAUCCACAAGAGCUGGUGAAUGGCUGCAUCUACCUAUGUGAAUUUUGUCUGAAGUUUCUCAAAUCACGGAAGUGCCUUCAACGACAUUUGCAGAAGUGCACAUUGCGCCAUCCACCUGGUAAUGAAAUUUACCGCAAAGGGUCAUUAUCUUUUUUCGAGAUUGACGGCCGCAAGAAUAAGACAUACGCUCAGAAUCUCUGUCUACUUGCUAAGUGCUUUCUCGAUCAUAAGACGCUCUAUUACGACACGGAGCCAUUUUUGUUUUAUGUAAUGACUGAACAGGACGCAAAAGGAUUCCAUAUUGUCGGCUACUUCUCGAAGGAGAAGGAGUCAGCGGAAGACUACAACGUCGCUUGUAUACUAACGCUGCCCUCCUACCAGAGAAGGGGCUAUGGCAAGUUGUUGAUCGAGUUCUCCUAUGAACUCAGUAAAUUCGAGGGUAAGACGGGCUCACCCGAAAAACCACUUUCUGAUCUCGGACUACUGUCAUACAGAAGUUAUUGGGCUGAGGCAAUACUUGAGAUUCUUAUAAAUAUGAAAAGUAACGAAAACUGUGACGAUCGUCCAUCGAUCACUAUCAACGAAAUCUGUGAAAUGACAUCAAUUAAAAAGGAGGACGUCAUUUCCACGUUGACUUAUCUUAAUCUUAUCAACUACUAUAAAGGCCAGUAUAUCAUCACGCUAGGCCGAGAUGUACUCGACACGUACGAGCGGGCUGCAAGUAAACGGAAAGUUCGAAUCGACCACAAGUGUUUACAUUGGGUGCCGAAGGAUUGGACAAAACGUGGUCGGUAGCAGCGCUUCAAUGCGUGGCAGCGCUUUGUAUUAUUCUUUCGUCUGCUUUACUAUUAAGAUUAUUGUUAUUAAUGCCAUUAUUAUUAUUAUUAUUCUUAUUAUAAGUUAGCGUUCUUUUAGCUCUGAUCGUGGCGAACGGACAGAGUAGGCGUGGGCACCUUACAUCACGCUGUUUCUGCCGACAGCCCCAGCCAUUGCAUGCAUCGUACUGAGCAGUCGGUAUGCAUGCUAUUGUUAUUAUUAGUACUAUCGAAGUCACAGAUGAAUUAUCGAUGGAUUCGUAUAAUUGUUAUUUUCCGCCCACCGUAUCGUUUAGAGGGUUCUUGGGGAAAAAGAUGUACACACCAACAUGCACAAACACAAAGCAAAUGCAUACAGAGUCCAAAUAAAGUAAGAAGAUAAAGUUCAUGUUUAAAAUCAGUUUUUACACGACCACACUGUAUGAAUUAAUUAAUCAUCAGUUUGGAAGUCCAGUUUUCACUGAUUGGAGACCGGCUAUACUGCUUGUAUGUAAUCAUAAAUAAAUACAUGUAGAAAGAAGCAAGUAACGAAAGAGGAAGGGGAAGUAUAUAUUCAUAUAUACAGUACGAUAAUGAUAGAGCGUAAUUGGGAAAGGGGCGCUUGACGAAGUGACGCAGUAGAAACAGCUCGUACUAUGUAUGCUGUCAACGGUCUCCGUACUGCUCAUAUAUAUAUAUAUAUAAAAACGUGCGAGGCGAACCAAAGGUUUCUGUAUAGAUGAAAAACGGUUAGAUUAACACUUUAUAAUGGAAAAUAUAUUAAUAAUUAUCGCGUAUUUUCAUCCUGUCAGGAAGUUUUGGUUCAUCCAGUGGGCAGUGGUGUCAUCUGGUAGUUGACGCGGGUAGACGCGUAAUAUUUCUUCUCGAUAAAGAUGCAGGUAGCCACCAAGCAGCUUUUCAAUAGCCCUCCCCAAAACGUUCUGUCGUGGCUUGUUAUAGGUUUUAAGCUUUGUACAAAUAAGUAUAAAAAAGCAUGGUAAGCCUGAGUGUAAAUAAAUUGUGAAUUUUCAUGCGCAGAUGA